CCCAAUCUAAACGUAGCAUCGACUGGCUGGUGCAGACACUUCAAAGCAUCAGCAGCACCAAAGGAAGUCCGUCCGUCGCGCUUCCUCUCUCUCUUUCUGGACGUCCCACAGCUCGUCUCCUUCAUGGCCCCAGCCAAACGCAGACGCGGCGCAGCAGCUGCCAAAAAGAACGGCUCCGAUGCUCCCUCUAAAGCCCCCGAGCCAGUAGAACAGAACGGCAUCAAGGUCACACCCAACGCCGAGGCGCAGGCACUCUCUGAGACCCUCGCACGGCUCAAAACCGAGUACGAACCGAUCAUUAAGGAGCUGCAGGGGAGAUUCAGCUUCAUCCGUGCGCUGCUUAUCGAGUUCUGGCCUGAAAUGCAGCGCGACCCGCGCGAUGAAGCGCAGCUGCCGGUCGAGGGCGACGCGCAGUGGUUCUGGUUCGCCGAGAUGCAGUUUAUGGUGAUUUUCCUGUACGAGAUCGCCUUCAUGGAGUUCUCUAUGAGCGUGACUAAGCCAGACUCCAUCACACUGGAGCAAACGCAGGAAAAGACGACGCUGGCUCAUCGUCAGGACAUGGAGGAGCGUGUCAGCUUCCUAUCACGACUGAAAAACUACGUGGACGACUUGGCCAAGUGCCGCUUAGCAGCCACCAAACAGACAGGCAAAAAAUUGCCCCGUGUAUUCCGCCUCGCAGACAUGUACAAGCUCUCAACAGGAGAGACGACGUUGCUCCAGCUGCUCGUGGUCAUGCAGGGCUGUCAGAGCAAUGCUGUGCGUUGCCAGAUCUUGGACGAGGACUCUCAACGGAGAGUUAUGACGUGUCAGAGGCUGUCGGGGCUGUCGGAAGUGGACAUCGCAGAGUUCCGAGACGAUGAGCGCGAACACGUGAAGGAAGGCACGCUUAUUGUGGACGAGGAGACGUACUGUACGAGUAUCAGUCUGUCGAACAUCUGUGUGCGUGUGCUGCUGGGACGGCACUUGACGAGUAAUCAGGCGUUGAAGGUGAGUCAGACGGCGCUGGAGGAGCUACUUAAGGGCGAGGGAAUGUCUUUCGGUGAGGUAUUAGAUACCUCGACGUCAGGUACUGGUACGUCGAACGUCACUGGACACAAACGCGACCGUAGUGAUAAGGUGGACGAAGAACAUGAAGAGGAAGAGGCUGAACACCACGGGAUUAGUGAGAGUGAGGAGGAACACGAAGACCAGGAAGAUCCCAGUGCGUCGGCGUUCUCGUUUAUUGGCAAAUACAAGACGGACAGCAAACGUGCCAAGCGUCAAGCGAAAGAAGAUGAAAAACUGUUGCUGAAAGCUGCCGAGGCGGGCAGUGACAAGCACCAUUUGCUGUCUUCUUUGAUGGACUCGAGUGAACUGAAACCGUACAGUCCGGAGAACCAACUGGAGUAUCUGGAGGACCGUUUCCAGGUUGUGGCGUUCGCGAUCCGUGCGUCGGGUGCACGUGUGAAGGACCAGAUGAAGGAAGCAGGCACGAAGCAGCCAUGGGAAUCGUCGGCACCUGCGUCUGCUGGUCGACGUGAACUCAAGGCCAAACAGCGCGUGUACAGCCGUCGGGCGCAGCAUCGAUUGGCUUUGACACGACGAGCUGGUCGUCCUUUGCCACGACUGGAGGAAUUGGCGGCCAAGUUCAAGCUGAAUCGCUUCGAACAGAAUGUGAUCGUGAUGCUCAUUGGCAAGACCAUCUCUCCGGUGAUCAAGAACCUCAUUGACGGCGUGGACACGUCUCCAGUGCAGCGUAUGGACGAGAGUGUGAUCAUCAACCAGAUUCUGUCCAUCUUCUGUGAUACUUUCCAAGAACAAGUGGCGCAUCGAGUCUUCUUCUACAAGUCUUCGCGUCUGCUCAGUCGCGGUCUCGUGAAGCUUCAUAGAGGACGAUGGCACUCGACAGCGGGAGAUCUCGUGGAUCAGCGUGUGGAACUAGACCGUCGUGUGUUGGACUGGGUUGUUGGUUUGGAUACAGAGAUGAAUGAGUUGGUGGAAGGCUCGGAUCUUUACACGCCGAAGGUGCAGCUGGACCAGGUGGUGCUGCCUGAAGAGCACAAGAGCACGAUCUUAGAAACGGUGGAGAGUUACGAGAGCUUCCGGAGAUAUCGCAAGAAGAGCGGACUGGAGCAGGCAGGCAUGGCGUAUGGAGCUGGACUGGUGUUGUUGCUGUGCGGUGCCAGUGGAACUGGUAAGACUAUGACGGUGAACGCUGUCGCUCACCACUUGAAAAAGCGUGUGCUACUAGUGGACUUCCCGUCACUGCAGGGUAAACGUCAAGAAGGUAUGGAGACGGACGCAGACUUGCGCGGUCUAUUCCGUGAAGCUGACAUGAGCAACGCUGUGCUCUUCUUCGAUGAGUGUGAGAACAUCUUCCGACAACGUGACGGCGGAGGCGAUCGGCUAUUGAAUGCGCUACUUACGGAGAUCGAGCGAUACGAAGGCAUCGUGUUCCUUGCCACCAACCGGCCGUUUGACCUGGACGAGGCUAUGCAUCGGCGUAUCACUGCCGUGUUCGAGUUCAAGGCACCUGACCACAUCCAGAGACGGAAGAUUUGGGACGUUUUGUUGUUGCGUGGCGCUUUGAAGACCGAGGAAGGCAUCGACUGGGACGCGAUCGCUCUCAAGUACGAGCUCAGUGGUGGCUUCAUCAAGAACGCCAUCCUCUCGUCCUUACUGAAGGCCAUUUCAAGAAACGGCGAGGCGCCCGUCAUCUCCCAAGCAGACAUCGUAGCCGGCUGUGCGCUGCAGAUGCGUGGCAGUCUACACAUGAAGACGUUCGACCAUCGCGUUGUGCCUACUAACGGACUGGACGAACUCAUCGUCGAGAACUCCGUAAAGGACAAACUGCGUCGCAUCGUGCAGUUCGAGAAGGCUCGCAGUGUUAUCUACGGCCAGUGGGGCUUUGACUUUGGCCAGUCCAACAAGCAACAGAAAGGAGUGAGUGUGUUGAUCUGCGGACCUGCAGGCAUCGGCAAGCUGGACGCAGCCAAGGCGAUCGGCUUCGAGAUCGGUCGACCCCUCAAGGUCGUCAACUUUGGUCAACUGGCAGCAGACUCGGCGGCUGAGACUCGAAAGGCGCUUCGUGCUGUGUUCGACGACGCUCGACUGAUGGAUGCAGUGCUGGUGCUUACAGGCUUCGAGUCGUUCGGCAGUCACAUUGAAGGAGGCGUCAUCCCCAUCGACAGUCUGGAGUCAUCCCCUCGCUUCCGUAUGGAGGUGAUGAGGCUGCUGGAGCUCAUGGACACGUUCCCUAGCACCACCAUCUUGCUGGCCAAUGUGGACAGAGCUGCAGCGUCGUCUCUUGUGCAGUCCGAGUUCUGUCGGCGGCUUAAGUUCGUGGUGGAGAUGAGGAAUCCCAACGCUAAGCUGCGUGAGAAGCUGUGGCGCUCUUGUUUCCCGCCUAAAGCGCCGCUGGACACCAAAAAGCCUAUCGAUUUCCAGCGUCUGGCUGAGCGCUAUGAUCUGAGCAACACGUCUAUUAGUGACGCGGUGUUCCGUGCCGCUGCGAGUGCUGCUCUGCGGGAAGAGAGCAAGCGUGUGAUCACGAUGAAGGACCUGACUGAUGCAGCUGAGAUCGAGCGACAAAAAGCUCGUGGUGGCGCUGCUGCGAUGGAUAAUCUCUUCGUCUAAGCAUAAUGAAAAGCCUAUGUAUGGAAUGGAUAACAGAGCGGACACUGUAGCAGAGAUGAUAGAGGUUGGAGACGGUAGUGGUUAACACGGCAUCACCUUCAUUCCUUCAGUUGAUUGUCCUGAUCGACCUGUUUUACUUUCGUCUUUGUCAAUGGCAUCAGCUCUAGAUGAUGAAGGGCA
Phytophthora nicotianae INRA-310 is the source of this 3795-nucleotide messenger RNA. RefSeq lists its product as hypothetical. Gene Ontology annotation, cellular component: proteasome regulatory particle, base subcomplex. Lineage: Eukaryota; Oomycota; Peronosporomycetes; Peronosporales; Peronosporaceae. The transcript has a single exon. Gene Ontology annotation, biological process: proteasome-mediated ubiquitin-dependent protein catabolic process. Gene Ontology annotation, molecular function: proteasome-activating activity; ATP hydrolysis activity; ATP binding. The coding region runs from base 124 to 3615 and encodes 1163 amino acids. The record is from RefSeq and is a predicted model, not a curated record.